UGGGGCGACAGGAAGAGCCAACCUAAGCGAUAUUACCGUUAGCAGCGACCACGGCGACUAACGUGGACAACGGAGUGUACGCCGCGCUUCGCUUCCGCCCCUUCGCCCCGGAAACCGGAAGUCCAGCUGCCCCAGGAGAGGCAAAGUGUAGAGUUUCAAGGAGGACGUAAUCUACUAGAGCAUGCGCAGCUGUUUGAGUGAGACGAAUUUGGCAUCUUCAGUGGUGAUCUUGACAAGUGUCAGUGGAGAGAUCCAGUGUAAAGCUUGAUUGGAGUGGAUUCAAGAGAGAAUGGAGUUGCGUAUUUGUGUGAGGCCAGAGUUUCUUCAUAUACUUCAACAACAACUGAUUGAAUGCAGAACAGAUAUGAGAAUCUAGCUAUUUGAGGGGAAUAUACAGCUAUUUUUCAUUAAAAUACUUACAUUACAGGCACCUUGUUGUGACAAGCUUUACACUUGCCGGCUGUGUCAUGAUAGCAAUGAAGAUCAUCAACUAGAUCGUUUCAAAGUAAAGGAAGUACAGUGUAUUAACUGUGAAAAAAUCCAACAUUCCCAACAGACUUGUGAAGAUUGUAGCACGUUGUUUGGAGAAUAUUAUUGCAAUAUAUGCCAUCUGUUUGAUAAAGAUAAGAAGCAGUAUCAUUGUGAAAGCUGUGGAAUUUGUAGGAUUGGUCCAAAGGAAGAUUUUUUCCAUUGCUUGAAAUGUAACUUAUGCCUAGCUAUGAAUCUUCAAGGAAAACAUAAGUGUAUUGAAAAUGUUUCCCGGCAGAAUUGUCCAAUAUGCUUGGAGGACAUUCACACAUCCCGUGUUGUUGCUCAUGUCUUGCCAUGUGGGCAUCUUUUACAUAGGACGUGUUAUGAAGAAAUGUUGAAAGAAGGCUAUAGGUGUCCAUUGUGUAUGCACUCUGCUUUGGAUAUGACUCGGUAUUGGAGACAGCUGGAUAACGAGGUAGCACAGACUCCUAUGCCCUCAGAAUACCAGAAUGUGACUGUUGACAUUCUCUGCAAUGACUGUAAUGGAAGAUCCACAGUCCAAUUCCAUAUUUUGGGCAUGAAAUGUAAGAUCUGUGAAUCCUACAAUACUGCUCAAGCUGGAGGUCGUAGAGUUUCACUGGAUCAGCAAUGACCAGCCUGUGCUUCUCUGGAAAACUCAGUGUUUUGUGAUAUAGAUAAAGCUCUGUGUGAAAGUAUCCUGUUGUCAUAAUGUGUCAUAAAUCUAUGCAUUAGUUGUGUUUUAUACUAGUGUCACAGCAUAAAUUCCUAAGUACCUAAGGAUUCAGGGUCUCCUGAUGGAUUAUAGUUCUAUACUGGAUGAAAGCCUCUGCACUUGUGUUGAUCAGAAAUUCCUUUACUGUCAAGUUUUGAAGCCAAUGAUAUUGGCCCCUGAUAAUAGUCACAUUCCUAGAAAAUUUUAUAUGUCCAUGGAACUUUAAAGGACACUAUGCAUGCAGAGUGCAUUUCUAGUUCUUGAUAGAACUGCAUUUAACUUUAAAUAGUUUUUGAUUUUAAGGACUGCACUAUGAUUUUUAAGUUCAACCUUAUUAUAAUCUAAUUACAUAUGCUUUUGAAUUUUCUAAGACAGUCCUUUGGAUCCUAUAUAUGAAUUUUGAUGUAAUGAACUGCUAAUAAAGUUAUAUUGAAACAUUGUUUUACAGAUAAUUUUUCCAAGGUUGUGUAUUUUGGGCUUUAUUAGGGCAAUAUGGGCUAUUUUAUAAUAUAAAAGUAGUUGUUUUUAUUUUUUUUUCCUUUGCAGUGCUUUAACUUUUUUUUUCAUGCAAAUGGGUAAAACUGUACUAUCGACAGAAACUUGUGCAAAGGCAAUCUCCAAUUAGAAGCUGACAGCACAUGACCUAUCUGACACAAGGAAAUAAGGUUCACAGGAGAUCAGAAAAGGCAUGUCAGAAAAAUGCAAGGAAAAGAAAUACAGUGGGAAUCACAGUAUUAAUCUCAUGGAAAAUGGCAGACAUCAAGGCAUAAGGCAAAAUUCAUCAUGAUGGUCAUGGUAAUUAGAGAGUUCCCCCACAAGAACACACAAUUCCUCAACUGUAGCUCUUCAAGUUUUCUCCUGGUUUCAUCUUUACCAUGAACAUUUUCACAUCGUCUCCAUUUCCAAUCAUCCCAUUAUUGGUCUGCCUAUUAGGUAUGGCCCAUUGAAAAUUAGGGGCAACAUGGUGAACCUGGCCUGGUCUGUUAACUUCCUGCAGGCUGGUGGCCAUCACGUCCCAAAGGGCCAUUUUCCUUUCCAUUCUGCAGGGGCUGCCCAUUUCAUUUUCCUUGUGGAUAUUUGCAAUGCUGUGAUUUUUUUCCCUGGUGGUUAUUCUGGGCCUAUCCUUGUAUUAUCUCAGUUCUUGCUACAACAUGCAUCACCUUGACCUGACUCCAAAGACCUGCUCCACUCGGCCUGGGCCUCUCAAGUCAGCCCACUGUGCUCAGGACAGCAGGAGAGCUGAUGGCCAGAUCAGUCUUUUUUUUUUUUUUUUUUUUGGUUUUAGAGACUGGGGGUCUCCUUGUAGCCCAAGCUGGCCUAGAAUUCACUGUGUAGACCAGGCUGGCUUCAAUCUCACAGAUCUACGUGCCUCUGCCUCCUAAGUGUUGGGAUUAAAGGUGUGCACCACCAUACCCGGCUUUUGAGUUGUUUUUAUGAGAGUGGUUGGGAAAAAGUUACGUAAAAGAAUAGGACUCUUCCAGGCAUUAAGGCAGCCAUCAGCAGUACAAGUAAUGUCUUUACGUACCCCCAAAUCAAUUCUUCACAGUUAAACUCAGCAGAUAUUAAUUGUGCAAAGAAGAACUAGGUGUGGUUCUAGAUACUUGUAGAGAUGACAGUGAAAGAUAAAUACUGAAGUCCUUACCCUUGUACAUUCCAGUGUUCCUCAUACUUGGUUAGCAUAUUCUGUUUUAUUAAUUUAAGAAGUGAAUGUCUUUGUUGUAAACAAAUGGCUGUUCCCUGAAUUUUCAGAAGUAGGAGAUGAAUGAAUGGAAAGAACUUGGGAUGUUCCUGCAAGUUCUUUUAUGUUACCUUUUUGCUUGUUUGUAAUAGAAUUAAAUGUA
This is a messenger RNA of Nannospalax galili (Upper Galilee mountains blind mole rat), 3045 nucleotides long. It is a transcript of the gene Rchy1, whose product is annotated as ring finger and CHY zinc finger domain containing 1. Gene Ontology annotation, biological process: ubiquitin-dependent protein catabolic process; protein ubiquitination. Gene Ontology annotation, molecular function: zinc ion binding; ubiquitin protein ligase activity. The transcript is spliced from 11 exons. Gene Ontology annotation, cellular component: nucleus. Bases 719 to 1123 code for a protein of 134 amino acids. Lineage: Eukaryota; Metazoa; Chordata; Mammalia; Rodentia; Spalacidae. The record is from RefSeq and is a predicted model, not a curated record.